Messenger RNA from Puma concolor (puma), 603 nucleotides. The record is from RefSeq and is a predicted model, not a curated record. NCBI's taxonomy places the organism in Eukaryota, Metazoa, Chordata, Mammalia, Carnivora, Felidae.
AUGGAACCUGAAAAUACGGAGUCUGAAAAUACAGAAACUGAAAAUAUGGAAACUGAAAACAUGGAAUCUGAAAACAUGGAAAUUGAAACCAUUUCUUCAGUUUCAGCCCUGCAAGCUCUCUCUAAGCUACUUUAUCCUGAAGAGGAUGAUUUUGAGGCUGGACAGCCAAAUUGUUCAUCUGCUUUUGGAGCCAUGGGUCCUGGGAAUAUUGGACCACCAAGAAUAGAAGAACUCAAAGUCAUCCCUCAAAACAGUGAUGAAAAUGUCGAGGAUAUCUGGAAUCCAGAGGAAGUUCCAGAGGGAGCAGAGCACCAUGACACGUGGGAUGUUAGAGAAAUACCAGAGGAUAUGAGCCUUACUCCAUCUCCAAGUCUCACUGAGAAUGAGGUUAAAAUUAAACUGCCGAAUACAAACCCUUCUGAAAUUCAAAUUGAUAUCCAGGAAAUGAUCCUUGACCUUCGCACUCCUAAUAAGAAGCUGUUGAUAACCCUUCCCCACCCUGUGGAAUGCAACAGUGCCAAAGCUUUCUAUAUCCUGGAGACGGAGACUCUUGAAGUCGCCCUAACAAUGAAAAGAGACUUGGAUUUCAUUAACUUCUUCUGA